Molecule: messenger RNA, 7602 nt
Organism: Phasianus colchicus (ring-necked pheasant)
Lineage: Eukaryota; Metazoa; Chordata; Aves; Galliformes; Phasianidae
Source: RefSeq, a predicted model, not a curated record
AUGGGUGAAGCUGAAAUAGCUGUGAGUGCAGCACUUGAACUUUUCAAGGCCAUAUCCUUCUUCAUCACCAUAAAUAUUUAUCAGUGGCAGAGAGUGUUUGUAGAAAAUCUAAGGAGACGGACUGAUUUGUCUGGAGAAGGCUACAGAGACUCUAUUGGUGAUGAGCACUUUCAUCUAGAAGUGGCUUUGCCUCCAGAGAAGACAGAUGGAGUUUGCAGUGGAGAUGAAAAGAAAGCAGAAAAAGAAAGUGACACACGCGCAGGUUCCAAGAAGCAACUAAAAUUUGAAGAAUUGCAAUGUGAUGUGUCUGUAGAGGAAGAUAACAGGCAAGAAUGGACCUUCACACUGUAUGACUUUGAUAACAACGGAAGAGUCACACGUGAGGAUAUUACCAGCUUGCUUCAUACCAUCUAUGAGGUAGUUGAUGCAUCAGUAAACCAUUCUCCUAGUUCCAGUAAAACUCUGCGAGUGAAACUUACUGUGGCACCAGAUGGCAGCCAGAAGAAGAAAAGUAUACUGUUAAAUCAUACUGAUUUGCAGAGUGCAAGGCAUAGGGCUGAAAGCAAAGCCAAUGAAGAGUUAAGAAGCUCUGAAAAGAAGCAACGGGCUUCUCUCAGAUAUCACCAGAGUGAGAACAAUCCAGAGCAAAGUGAGUGCUAUCGUCAUUGUGUUGAUGAGAACAUUGAAAGGAGAAACCACUAUUUGGAUCUUGCAGGAAUAGAAAACUACACAUCAAAGUUUGGGCCAGGAUCUCCUCCAGCAGUUCAAAAACAUGACCCACCAAGCAGAGUUGUGAGUCAAACUAGAUCCCGUUCUCAUGAACCUGAAACCUUCCAUGCCCACCAUAGGAAAUCUCAAGUGGUGGAUCCAAGCCACAUCAAUCUGGCUGAGAGUUCUUAUGCCAAGAUUGCAGAAAUCCAACAGAGGCUCCGGAACCAGGACUCAAACAAGCACUUUGUGAGAUCUCCCAAGGCCCAGGGUAAAAAUGUUGCUCCUGUGCAUUCUGGAAGGGCAGUAAGAAAUAAACCUUUUCAAGGAGGGGCCAUGCCAAUGGCUUCCCCAAGUGCACGGGUGGGCCAGAAUCUUCCUUAUCUCCCCUUGCAGUCUCAACAGGUUCAUAAGAAGCAUAAGCAGAGAGCAAAGGAGAAUCACCAAAUGUGCAAAACCUUCCAGUCUCCAGGGACAGUUGUGGAAAAGGAACAUGUGAGAGACCUGCCAACAGUCAUUCUAUAUGAAGGUCAAGUUGGACAAAUGAUACAGAGACAUGAACACCACCACCACCAUGAGCACCACCACCACUACCAUCACUUCUACCAGACAUAAAACAGAUCCCACCAACAUCCUCCAGGAGUCAUCCCAUAUGAAGGAAGCACGUUCUUGUGACACCAGAACUAAGGCAUUACUGAUUAAUAUUAUUGUUACUCCAUUAAUAUUCAGCUAGCAUUUAUUUUAGAGGUUAUAUGGAACUCUUGAAACUUACCCUAUUUAUAUGUUGUGGAACUGCAUAGCUUACUUAAACAACUUGUGGAUUUUUUUUUUUUUUUAAGUGGCUUGUAAAACAGCAAACAGCCAUAGCUUUUUGAGCUGUGAUUUAAUGCAGGUCGUCAGCACACUUCUUUACAAGUACUACUUCCAUUGUAGAAGGAAAGAUACUUCAAACACUAUUGCAGACAUCUAGCUUACCAGUCUGCUUGCUGUAUGUCGGCUGAUCGCACACAAGCCUUUUAUCAGGGGAGCAAUGUUCGAAGUUUUGGACUCCAGAGAUGCUCAGAAUAACAGAAAAUACAAACAGCUGCUACCUCUAGUAUUAUUCAGAUUUUAUUUUCUUUUUAUUGAUUGUAAUGUGCUACAGGGGGAAUUUUAAUAUACUGCAUUGGUGUAGCCUGUUUGUGUUCACAUCCUUUCAAAUUAUCUUAAUUACAUGGAAAUAUUAGCUAUACUUGUCAACAGAGCUACAUCUGUACGACUUACACUUUAUUUUCUUUGAGAUUCUUCACCGACACAAAUACAGUUUGUUAUAUACUGGGUAGUAUUUAAAUACACUUUUUUUUUUUUUCUCUUGCUUACUCUCCAUUCUGUCUGGGGUAACCAUUUGAAAAGAGGAGGAUGUGAAAUGGUGUUCUCAAAACCAUCACUAAACUUUAGUGCUUGGGCCAUAAGUAUAAUUGAUGGGGGUUUGGGAAGGAGAGGGGUUAUUUGGGGUUUUUGUUUUGUUUAAAUCCACAGUUCUUUGUUUUGAGAAAGAAUUGAGGAAAAUAUACUUUCUCACUUUAAAUGUUGGCAAAUAUAUAUAAGAUAUAAAUAUAAAUAUAUAUAUAUAAAUAUGCACACUCUCAGGUACAUUUUGUUGUGUUUUAGAGAUCUGUGGUUUGAGUAUUAACAUUAUGAUUUUUUUCAGUAACAGUGACAUUAUGAAAGAUGUAACAUGGCAUUUUCAUAGGUGCCUCCAAUUUAAAUUUCUUCAGCACCUACCAAUUUGUGAUUCUCCCAUUUUAGAGACAAUUCAACAUGUAAAAAAAGAUCUUUCACAGUCAUUCUGGCCUCUUCUGCUUCUUUCAUAUCAAAGAGCUUCCUUUCCAUGAGGGAGAAUGAGACCAUGCUCACAAGACCUUACUGGCUGCUGAGAAAUAUGAAAGUCAAAAGCAAAUUGUAAAAGUGAAAAAAAGGGUCGGUCCAAUCAAGAUUUACUUUCUGUAGGGCCCAGCUUUAUAAUACAUUCAGUUGGGUUUUAUAAAGGUCACUGUUUUGCAGGUAGAAAGUGACUGAAAAUCGCCUACAUUGCUUUUGGUACUUUGAAGUAGGGAACUCCUCACAUAAAAAUAUAACUGUUCUAUCAAACAUAUUUGCUUUUGGUUUUAAUUAUUUUAAAUGUUGUGGUAUUUUGUCUAUAGUAUAUAUUGUAAAAUGUAACUAUCCCACAUUGUUAUAAGCCCUUUAUGAUUAUCCUUUCUCUGACUAGAGUUGAUCAGUCCAAAAAGGAGUGCUGACCAGAACUGCUGACCACUUUUAGAGGGAUGUCUCCCUUCCUCAGAAUGCAGAGAUGUCAACUUUUAAAUGAAAAGUUGAAGGCUUUGCCUUCUUAUGGAAUGUGGGUAGGAUCGCUGCUUCUUGGUAAAUAAGUCCAUCUUUUGUCUCCCCCAAUCAGCAGUUAUUUGGGCUUCUUGUCCUCUUUAAAAAAAAAAAAACUUUUUUUUUUUUUUAAGCUGUCAACAGUAUAUUCUGUUAAAUCUAAAAAAAUGUUUUGAAAAUGUGUUUGAUCUGUGUGACAACUAUACUGUUCUGUUUAUUUUUUAAAUUCCUAAAGUCCAAAAAUAUUUAUAUUCAGAACUCUGUAUUGAAAACGUGAAAAGGCCACAAAUUUGGUUAGUUACCACUGAGUUGUUCUAGUCUAAGCCUUUUUUGCUGCUUGUGUAUCAUUCUUUUCAAUGUAUAUAUAAUUAUGGACUGCAAAAAAAAGGCAUUUAUAUGUCUAGUAGAAGGAAUAAGCUUAUUUAUAUUAUAGUGUUAACAAAGUCUGAUGUAUUCGAGUGACUUACGUUAUACCGCAUGCAAACACACGAGUGUACAUUCCAUCUAAGGAGGGAUGCCAUGCUAUUUGUUUUGAAAAUAUUCUUAAAGCUGUUCUCUUUUCAGUGGGGCAUAUGCCAGAAAGACUGGGAGGUGGGAAUUAUUUCCUUGUCAAUUUUUCUAAUGCAGACCAUUGCUGAAAACCAGAAAAUGUUCUGGAAAACUAGAUUGCUCUCAGAGCUGUGGGUUUUUCUAAGAAAGGGCUGCAAAGGGGCAUAAAAGCCCUCUCACUCAAAGAUAAUUUUGUUUGAAAAGAUAACAGCACCAAUAACAAAAUUCCAUCUGAAUGAAAAGUGUGCAGUACUAGCUGUGCAAGUGAGCUUUGGAAUGUAACACAACUGGCCAUUGAAUACAGCCUUGCAUUAAUUUGGUUGGUGUUUUAUAUUUGGAGAUUCAAAAGACAUGUUCUACCUUGUUUAGAUCCUGUGAAAUACAAAACUGUUAAUAACGUGGCAUCCCCAUGCUAAAACUUUACACCAGCCAUGUAUGAACAUACAGUAUCUAAAUACUGUUCUGCAGUUGUGUUAUGUGCAUUAAGUGUGAGUAACAUGUAGCACAGUUUCUUUUCACAGAACCCGAACUUUCCAUAUCUUUUAAAACGUUUGCUUUUCAGUAUUUUGUAUAGUAAAUAUAGAUGGUUUUGACUAAAUGCUUUAUUUAUUUAACAGCAAAAACUGUGCCAAGAGAACCCCCUGUUAAUUAAAGUUUUACUAGUUCAGAAAGUAUAUUUCCUUCUUCUUCUCGUGGAUUUCAGGAGCUUAUUGCAAUUGCUGUCAGUGCUUGCAGACCUCACUGAUGAAAGAACUUGCAUUAACGUUUUUGGGAAUAGGAUCAGAUCAUGAGGUAUGGACUUGAUAUGCUUUGGCUUUAUAAUUAAAGUGCUAACUUUAAAAAUUAAAUUUCUUGUCCCCUACUAUUAGAGCUGUGUCAUGUAACUGAUUUUUCAGGUUGGUUUUAAUUCUGAAAACCUUAAAAAAUUAUAAUUUGGGUGGGAGGGGUUAAAACUGUGGCCAAAUCUAAAAUUAGAAGAGAUUAGUUUCUGGUCAAACAAAACAUUUAAUUUCCAAGGAGAAAAAAAUAGAGUUUAGUAUAUUGUUACUAUUUGAAAAUAAAAUGGAAUGGCAUUAAGUGAUUUCGAACAAAACCAGCAGCCUUUUCCCUUACUUUUUCUAUUUUUACAUAAAACGAUUCAGCAAAACGAAUCCAAUCCCCAAAUUUGCACUGAUUGCUAGUGAAAAUUUCAGCUGAAAAAUUUUGCUCUGCUACUUACAAUUUUGAGAAAACCAAGCUUUCUAAAAUAAGGAUUGCUAAGCUCUUCCCACAACUUCAAGAGCACCUCAUGCAAAGUGAACAAAGCUAAGGAUAGCAAAGUAAAAUCUCUGUCCCAGUGAAAUCUGGCAAGAUUUCCAGAUUGUCACUGGCUUCAGGGUGUCCAUAAUUUCAUUCCAGUGCUUUGGGUUUAAUGUACAGACAGUGAUUUCAGCAUUUACUUUUUAUGCAUCUUACUGCUGAUGGUUUUGUAAUAGCUGAUAUUAAAUAGAGACGUAUAAGAGAUCAAGCUGGUAAGUUAAUUAAAAUGAGCAGAAAUACUGUGCUUUAUAUUCAUAUCAUAAAGCACUUCCAAAUGUCUUUCAGACAUCCACCCAUCAUUUAUUCACUAACAGAAACUUAGACCCAGUUCUGCCCACGGUUGAAGUACAGGCUCUCCUGGUUGUAUCAGCAGACCACCCACUUCAGGCAAACCCUGCAAGCCACGUUAUCUUUGACCCCUCUGGCUGCCUUCCUACCCUAGUCACCAUCAGCACAGAACAGCAAAUACAGCUGGAGAAGUAACUUAGAGGAAGUGAUAUGUACGUGUUUGUACUAAAAGGUAUCCUCUGUCAGAAAUUAGUGAAUGCCUCAGAACAUACUCUGGCAGAGGUGAUCUCUUACUAAUGGGUAACUACUGUGUUUGCUCAACAGUCUAAAUGUUGCCACAUAAUUAUAUAGAUAUGAUGAAUGCUUACUGUUCUCCACAUGUCAUUGUGUACCUCAAUUAUUGAGUGACAGAUUUCAUUUGUGUUCCAAUUAACAAGAAAGUUAGGCCCCUUGGGGCACAGUUACACUUGGGAAAAUUCAUCGUGCUAGAAAAUCUGCAAAAACAUUUAACAUAAUUUUUGCCUGGAGUGUAGGCAAGAAUGUUCAUGUUUGGAAACAUGUCAGCUAAUCAGCUCUCACCUUUAAUUACCUUGAUGCAAUUCAUCAAAAUCUGAAAAUACAUUUUCAAACAUGAUUUACGGUUUCAGUGGGAACUAAGUUGUAUUCAGCAUCAUGUUCAUUAUCAGACUUCUUUUUUUUUUUUUUUAAACCUACCAAGCAGAAACGUGUUAGAAAAUCCAUGAAAUAAAAAUUGACCUUCGUAUGUUUGCUGCAUAACUUCUGGAUAUGAGAUUUCUUCUCUAAUGCACUUAGCUGCAAAACCACCCACAAUUUAUCACAUAAUUAUUUAUUUUCUUCGCAUAAUUAGCAACUGUUCAGUUGAUUUGACUUGGAAGAGGGAUGUUUAGGAUCUUUUUUUACUUGUAUACAUUUAAAAUGUGCUAAAAAUGGGCUAAAAAAAACAGACUUAGAAAAGCAAAUAACAUUCUAUUGAAAUUAUUCAGUAGGCAUUAUACUGCAUCUUAUUUGCAGUUUGGAUGCUAGUUAUUAAAUAGAGAGGUUUUCAACGAUGAGUUAAUUUACUUCUGUAUUUCUAUAUAAUUCUAGAUAAUUCAAUCCUACUGAGCUAAAGUGAUAGAAAUGAUAUGGAUGAGUUCUUCUAAUUUCUUUGUUUUAAAAUAGCAGGACUUAAGGACUAUACAUAUGGAUUACUGUGAGGUUUAGAGCUGUGAAGAAGGACUGACAAGGGAAGGAUGGAAAGAUUUGUGAAGUGUGGGAAUAGCAAAGGACCGUCUACCAGUGGAGGAAAAAACAGCAAGGAGGAAGGAAAAUACUGUAUGUAGAAGAAGCUACAUUCAUACUGCUUUCAUGAACCUCUUGUGGUAUAUUUGUUGCUCACAAAACAGCAAUAAUAGCUCAUAGAAUAUAUUUCACAGGGAAAACUUGAAAGACUUUCUAGAAGAGGUCCAUCUCCGAUGUGCAGUGGGAGGCGCAAGGCAGGAAAGUUGUGGAUAGUCACUGGGGCUCUUUGGCAUGGCAGCAUGAGAAACACUGCCCUGGGUUCCUGAGAACCAGUCCAAGUCGAGGGAGUUUUUUGCAUUAGCUGGGGUGUUUCUUCUAUAGAUGGUUUUUUAUAUUCUUUAGUAUUCACCUUGAAUUAGAGCAUCAGAUCCUUCUCUUCUUGAUUACAAACAAGUUGGUUAAAUGUUGCCCAAAGCUUCCAUGCCUACCCUGUUUUCUAACUGCUAAGCACUAGCUUUGCCUUGGAAGUCUACUGACACCCAGUCUAAUCCUGAUAUCACAAGAAACUGCAGCCUGGAUCACACUAAUUGUCUCGUUGGCCUGGUAUUUCAGGGUCUAGAAAGUAGAGAGUUCCAGAAGUUUCACAAGAAUGUUGAAGAUAGUGUUAAGGGGCUUUAUAGAUUUGGAAAUGGGCAAGAAUUAAUCUAACGAUAUCAGGAGUAUUGAUAAUUAUGUGCACUGUGCUUUCUGGGGUUUUGUAUGUUUUGUUUUACAAAGUGCAUAGGAAGUGGGCUUCGUGUCUUCCUUUGAGUGCCUAGUCCAUGUAGACAAAGCAAGCCUGUAAUUGCUCUUAGCUAAGAGAUGUGCUAUUUUGGUUAGCCUGUACUUUACGAAUGAAAACUGGGUUCAGAUCCUUCUGGUGCUGAGUGCUUAUUCGUGCACUUAAUCGUUCCCAUUCUGUUCUAUUUGUUCAGUGAAGCACAUUAAGGCUUUGUGAAUUUUUUAAUAAAACACAUAAUUAACUGGGCCAAAUUUGUCUCUAGCUUCACAAAUGGAAACCAGGAGAACCCCAUGCAUGUCUUUGAAUUUGGACCUUCAAAUGCAGUUUGCUAUAUAAGUCAUCAUUUUUUCUUGUACUAAUUUCAGAUAUUUGAU